AUGGAGCACCUCGUGCGCGACCCGACUCCUCUAACUCGGGUGUACCACCUCAUGGCCGAAGGGACGUCCUUCAAGGUCACAGUCGCGCUCCGUGCAAGAAGGGUGGAGAAGUGGAACCGCGGCGUAAAGAGGGACUAUCUCGACAACGCGCCAAUCAAGUACGUCGGCUUGGAUUGCGAGUUCACCAACCCUCGCGAGGUUGAUCAGCGCAUCGCCGUCCUGCAACUCUCGGUGGCGUCCGAGAAUCUGGUAUUCCAGAUUUGUCGGGCUGAUCAAGUGCCACAAGCUCUCAAGGAGUUCUUGCAGGACGGCUCCAUCAGAUUGCACGGCUCGGCUAUCGGCAAGGAUGUGGAGAUGCUGAUUCCUGGGACAAAUCUUGAGAAGAAGAAGAGGAACAAGAACAAGAAGAAGGACACCGCACAAGAAAAAGAGGACGAUGAACUCAUAUUUGGGUGGGCCAAUGUUCCAUUCAGCUUCAAGCAAGUGCGCUGUGCCGCGAUGGACGCUCGUCUGGGCUUCGAGAUGGCUAGGAGUUAUUAA
Molecule: messenger RNA, 540 nt
Organism: Lolium perenne
Lineage: Eukaryota; Viridiplantae; Streptophyta; Magnoliopsida; Poales; Poaceae
Cellular component (GO): nucleus; cytoplasm
Molecular function (GO): nucleic acid binding; 3'-5' exonuclease activity
Source: RefSeq, a predicted model, not a curated record